This is a messenger RNA of Oncorhynchus nerka (sockeye salmon), 2952 nucleotides long. RefSeq names its product ubiquitin-conjugating enzyme E2 G1. The coding region runs from base 147 to 659 and encodes 170 amino acids. Gene Ontology annotation, molecular function: ubiquitin conjugating enzyme activity. The transcript is spliced from 6 exons. NCBI's taxonomy places the organism in Eukaryota, Metazoa, Chordata, Actinopteri, Salmoniformes, Salmonidae. Gene Ontology annotation, biological process: ubiquitin-dependent protein catabolic process; protein polyubiquitination. The record is from RefSeq and is a predicted model, not a curated record.
UUUUAGUGCGCAUGUGCCCCAAAAUGAGAAUGUUGAGCAAAACAGAAUAGAAAAAAAGCACUGGCAUUAUUUAUUGAAAGUUGCUAGCUAAUUCUCUCACCUCGCAAUAUUAGCUAGCUAACAUUUUAAAAUCAAAAUUGUAAAACAUGACGGAGCCUCAGGCAGCACUGUUACUCAGGAGACAGCUGGCAGAGCUGAAUAAGAACCCAGUGGAAGGAUUCUCAGCAGGCUUGAUAGACGAUAAUGACCUCUACAGAUGGGAAGUCUUAAUCAUCGGCCCACCAGACACAUGCUAUGAAGGCGGUGUGUUUAAAGCACAUCUCACGUUUCCCAAGGACUACCCUCUCAGGCCACCUAAAAUGAAAUUUAUCACAGAUUUAUGGCACCCUAAUGUUGACAAGAACGGGGACGUUUGUAUAUCUAUUUUGCACGAGCCUGGUGAAGAUAAGUAUGGCUAUGAGAAGCCUGAGGAGCGCUGGCUGCCCAUCCACACAGUGGAAACCAUUAUGAUUAGUGUUAUUUCCAUGUUGGCGGACCCUAACGGAGACUCGCCUGCCAAUGUAGACGCUGCAAAAGAGUGGAGGGAAGACCGACAUGGGGAAUUCAAAAGGAAAGUGGCCCGUUGUGUAAGAAAGAGCCAAGAGACUGCCUUUGAGUGAUUAUUUAUCAAGCGGCAUCUUGCUUCACUUUUUCAGGGUCUCCAAUUGAGAAACAACAUAGCAAUGUUUUCCUGCACUCUACCACCCUAUUGCAUCGCUGGUCUUCAUUGACUGUCAGAAACCGUCUGGCAACAAUAGGCUGCAAUAGAACAUAACAGCUGUUACCAGAUCCUGACUGAAAACCGCCAAGCAAGUGCCAACAACAAAGCAAAAGAUGAAUAACCAAGUUUUUUUUUUUAAGUCUAUGAACUGUAUUUCAGGAAGAUAUUGUAAAGACCUGUAUAUAGCACAGACAUAAAACUGGAUAAUAUAUCAAUUGUCCCUAUCCCAUCCAGCAAGACACUUAGUACCAAAUAAAUAGCGUUUCUGUAGGUAGAAUCUGAGUCCUAUAGAUUUGUAUGUUUUUAUUCCACUUCUUCAACAUCUGCUCUAGUGUGCAUGAGUUCAGUUCUGUUACAGGUUGUUUGACGGACAGGAGGCCUUGUAGGGAGCAGAAUGGUAAGAAUGCAAUGCUGUUGUAGAAUCCCUCUAUUGGAGGAGAGCUGCUUUGGUUCUAGAAUGACCGAAAUAUCAGGCCGGAUUUGCAUUUAUGGCAGAUGGACAUAAGGGUGCAUUACACAUACUGUAGCUUGCUUGUCAUGUUGGGUUCAUUCACCUCAGCACUUCAGGAAAAGUUGCUGUAAGUCAACAUUUAACAUAUGAUGUUAAGUUCAGGUGUGUUUCUUCAGAGAUGGACAUAACCAUUACAAGUCAUGCAUGCACAAAUUGAAGUCAUACGUGUAUGUUUUUCAUUAGUAUUUUUUUCCAAAAAGUGCCUCCUAUUAAAUUGCUUGGCAAUUGCCCCCUGUAUUGAACCAGAGUUUCAGAAAAAUAUGAGAAAUUUCUUAACACCCUGUAAGUUUGUACAACAUCAGCACAAUGUGUAAUUCAAAUAUUGGUUAAAUUUGGUUUAGCAAUAACUUUACCCUCUGUGUGGUGAACCGUCUUAUUUAUAUAAAAAAAAAAAAAUCUGAUUAGGGUGAUGUGGAGACCUAUUUCUCCUGUAUUCACCAUGAUAAAGGAGAUGAAUUGUGUUGUCCUAGGUAAGGAUUUGUUAUGCAUGCUUUUAACUUGAGGUUUUCUUGCUGGUAGUUUUGGGGUUUUGAUUUAAAAUGUGUGAAAGAGUGUGUGCCCGUGCCCUUUUUUCUUUACCCUCUAUUCCCCUGAUCCUUGAUUUUCCCAUGGUUUAUUAUUUUAUUCUGUCUGAUGGACUAUUGCAGUUUACUUGCCUAAUGUACAAAGACAAAAUACUGAUGUAUAUUUUCUGUGUUAUGUAGUGAGUUCUUCUAAAAUAAGAUCUAUGUUCCCAAUAAUUGCUGGUGUUUUUUCUUUUUAAUGAAAUUCAUAUCUGCAGUGUUUUGUCAUAGAAUCAGGCAUGAUUGAUACACACAUUAUCUUCUUUCCUAGCAUGUCAUUACCUGGUCCUGACCAAAGCUCCCUGCCUUUUAUCAUGUGGUGUCUGACCCCUAGGUGAAACAUAUCAUGUACUUGUCAUGCAACACAUUACGCUAGAUUUAACAAGUGUUAGUGAUAGGAUACUGUCAUUUGGCACAAAGGUGAGAAUAUUAUAUGGGUCAAGUGUAUUCUGUGUACAGUAGUGCCCCAUAUUCAGAAGAAAGCCAUGUAACAACAUUACACCAAGUGAGGUGUUGGUGCUUUGAUUGCCACAGAUUUAUGCCGCGUUCAAGAAUACUCUGAAAUUACUGACUUGGAAACUCAUGGAAAAAUGUGUUCAGAAUCAAUCAAUAGGAAGCUCUAUGUAAAAAAAAAAAAGUACAUUUUAACUGAGUUUCUGAGUUGUCUUGCAAUAUCCCUAUCUCCUGUGAACAAUUGGCCAGGCAGAGAUCUUUGGAGAGCAGAUUUGUCUAUUUUUGGAUGGGUUUCAGAGAGCUGUGCCAAGAACAGGCUCCAGUCUAGACUUGGCAAGGACCUGCAAAUGUCUCCCCCUCUGCAACCAACCAUGUAUUAUUACGAAGAUCAUUUAUAACAUGUACCAGUCAAAAGUUUGGACACCUAUUCAUUCAAUGGAACUCCUUCAAGACUGCUGGAAAAGCAUUCCUCCUGAAUCUGGUUGAGAGAAUACCAAGAGUGCUGUCAUCAAGGCAAAGGGUGGCUACUUUGAAGAAUCUAAAAUCUAUUUUGAUUUGUAAAACACUUUUUUUGGUUACUACAUGAUUCCAUAAGUGUUAUGUCAUAGUUGUCUUUACUUAUUCUACAAUGUAGAAAAUAGUACAAAUAAAAAUCCUGGAAUGAG